AUGUGCGACAAUUUGGGUCCACUGCAACUAUUUUUGACGUUUACCUGUGAUGGCAAGGCGCCUGCCUUUCAAAACGCAACUGGUCUGCGUGAUACUUGGAAGGACCCCGUUUUAUUUGCUAUUCAUUUCCAAAGAAAAUGGAACAAGCUCUUUGAAAUCAUCAAAAAACAAUGGGCAACGAAAAUUGGAGGUAUCACUGAUUGGUGCUAUGUAAUGGAAAUACAAGACAGAGGAAGUCCACAUAACCACAUGUUGUUGUGGACCAACAAAUCUGCGGACGAGUUGUUACUUGACGAAACUAUUGUCUGUGCAAGAAUGCCACCUAUCAACUCACCUUUACACAACCAUCAAAAAUCAAGAGAAGUUGUAUGGGUUCCUAUGAAUUUACCUCAUGAUCAAAGCAGAGGUAUCAGACCUGAUUUUCUCGACCUAUCUAUUCCUGGUUCCUCAAAACAAGUAUUUGCCAAAACAUUGGUUGAUCAUUAUGAAGCAAGAACUGGAAAUACAACGGUUCAGUCGCUCUUACUAAUCGACUUUGUCAAAUACUAUUACCCAUGUUCCACCACGAAAGAAAAGCAACAAUACCAACGACUUGCUGAAGAAAACCAAAUGGAAUACCAGCAAGAAUAUGGCCAACAUCCUCCCUCUGCCAUCAUUUCUGGUGAAAUAACAUUUAGGUUGAGAAAAAUUAAGUGUCGUUUCUGGCGAACCCGACUGGUGAGCGCCAUGUCAGACUCUGAAACGUUCUACUACCAACAAAUCCUGACACACAUGCCUGUCUAUGGUCGCAGCUUUACUGAUUUUAAAGACGACUCUUUACGUGCCAGUCCAAAUGAUGAUCGAGUGUUCAGUUGGCACGAUCUAUAUCAACAUUUAGUUCAAAAUGAUUUGCUCCGUGUAACCACCAUCAUCCCAGAUGACAUUGUUGAGUACAACAUACACGUAGCGACUAUUCCUUUGGCUCCAGCUCAACAAACCAUUUUCAACUCGAUUAUUCAUCAAAUUCAGCAUCUAAACAGCAACAUGCAUUGGAUCCUGGGUGGUGCUGGCACUGGCAAAAGUUUUCUCUUGAGAAAAUUCAGCAAACAUUUUAGUGAUCUUGGUUAUUAA
Messenger RNA from Mucor velutinosus, 1110 nucleotides. RefSeq names its product Glutamate--tRNA ligase mitochondrial (gene MSE1). The coding region runs from base 1 to 1110 and encodes 369 amino acids. Lineage: Eukaryota; Fungi; Mucoromycota; Mucoromycetes; Mucorales; Mucoraceae. The record is from RefSeq and is a predicted model, not a curated record. The transcript has 2 exons.